Messenger RNA from Papilio polytes (common Mormon), 860 nucleotides. RefSeq lists its product as uncharacterized. NCBI's taxonomy places the organism in Eukaryota, Metazoa, Arthropoda, Insecta, Lepidoptera, Papilionidae. The record is from RefSeq and is a predicted model, not a curated record. The transcript has 5 exons. Bases 204 to 815 code for a protein of 203 amino acids.
UGUAUUUUUAACGAAUGUCUUACGUAUAAAUAAAUAACUGAGUUUUUAAUUUUUUUUUAUUCAACAUUUCUCGUGAAUUUCACUAAUUUUACAACACGGGAGAAAAUUGUAAUGUGAAAAUGUACUGAAUUGUUUUUAUAAUUAGGGUACAUAUUAAUAUUAUUUAUUUCUUUUGCAGUAGUAUUCUACAAAAUUAAUGGUGAAUGGAAAAAUGCAAGCUUGGUACCUGCACGAAAUGCGUUCGUAAGGAGGUGAACGUGGAGUUGGAGCGUGAGGUGGUGGCAUGCGGUGCUGCCAGCGGCGGCGCGGGGCCGGAGGCGUGGCGGCGGCAGUGCGGCUGCGUGCGCACUAGCGAUAAGCUGCGACGCAUCAUCGAACAGUUCCCAUGCGCUCCGCCGCCCUCUCCUGCUGACAAGGGCACUUCACAAUUCCAUAAAACGGAUACGUGCAUCUCCGCUUUCUGUUCGGUGCACCAAAACGCGUUUCCUACCUGCGAGCAGCGCGCCGACGAUUCUAUCGAAUGUGCCACCAUGGUCAAGGAUAAAGAAAUAGAGCAACAACCGUCGCGGCCGUUCGGCGUGGUGACUGACAUAGUGCAGCUACUGCAGUUGUCGGUGACUGCGACUGCGCUUGCCCUCUACUACCUCAUCUACUGCUACAUGCAACUCGUCUACUACACACUUCGCUCUGCGCUGUACUUCCAUAAUGCUGACGGGCCGAUGAAGAUAACGAUCGGCGUGGUGACGCUGACGUCACUCAUCGUCGGCUUCAACCUGCUCGUGCGGCUCGAGCGGCUCCUAUUCAUCUUCAACUGACGCCCGAUUUGUAUGAAAUUUGAUAUAAAUUUACAUGUCCCUUGA